AUGGCAAGCUUUUGGACUUGGACUAGUGAUGAGAAAUUACAGAAAGCGGAGGAUGUACUUGUGAAACUUGCAGGGUUGGAAGAUGAAGAGUUUAAGUCGUAUCCUGUGAAGUUCACUUUUACUGCAAGAGAUUGGAAGGAGGAUUAUAAUGAACAAAUGGAGUAUGUACAAUCAAAUAGCUGGGUAUGCUUCUGAGGUACUUCACAACGUUAUGUUCCAAUUGAAGACAAUGAAUACAUCUGGACUUAUGAGUUCGGUGACACCUCAAAACCUCACAUUGUGAUUGUUCACGGAUUCGGUGGUGCUGGAAUGAUCUUCUUCAAAAUGUUCAAACAACUCUCCCAGCAUUUCCAUGUGUACUUAAUCGACAUCCUCGGAAUGGGUAGAAGCAACAGAGGAGACUUUGAUUGAGAAACCUACCAGGAAUGAGAGAACUACUUCGUGAACUCCAUCGAGAAGUGGAGGCAAAAAGUUGGCAUUCGCAAAAUGAAUUUGUUGGGCCACUCGUUUGGUGGGUUCAUUUGUUCUAAAUAUGCUCUACACUAUCCAAGAAAAAUUAACAAGUUAUUAUUAUUUUCACCUUGGGCUAGUGAAUCUUGAACUGAGGAGCAGAUUCUUAACUUUGAUAGAGAAACUGAGGAUCAAUCUUGGAAAACUAGAGCCCAACUUAAAGCUUUUAAAACUAUUUACAAAAAUAUAUCUCCAUUUGGAAUGGCCAGAAAGGCUGGAGGAUUGCUAGGUGGUUUCAUUGUAAAAAUGGCUAUACGCCAAAGAUUUGACAACGAACUUGACAUAAAAGAUCUAAAAGCUAUUGUGCAAUAUCUUGAACAGAUAACUUUGAGGAAAGAAGGUAGCGAGUCAGCCUUUGUUAAAAUGUUUCCUCAUUUCAAUAGAAGCAAAUAUGCUAUAUGAAAUUAUCUUGAUGAAUAUGAAGAACUCGAUAUCGAAAUCUCCUUUUAUUAUGGAGAGUGAGACUGGAUGAAUUCAUGAUACAAUGGAUUGAAUGUAUCGCAACAGCUAGAAAAUUCUGGCCACAAGGUCUACAUAGUACCUGAUACAAGCCAUCAUUUAUACUUUAGAAAUCCUUGUGGGGCAUUUGAUAUGAUUCUUGACGAUUUUGAAACUAGUUCGAGACAUUUCGAUUUCGGCUCUGCAAAUAGUUAA
Messenger RNA from Moneuplotes crassus, 1164 nucleotides. The record is from the annotation of a GenBank genome assembly. Lineage: Eukaryota; Ciliophora; Spirotrichea; Euplotida; Euplotidae.